CUGCGCUUUUCUUUUUCGUAAGCCGGAGAUUCUGCACGGGCGCUAAGACUUGAACUUCCGAUCUUGCAGUCUCCCCACAGUUCAUUUGAAAUCUGAACUCCGCUUAGGCGCAAGUUCUUGGUUUUCGCAGCUGGAGUCGGUUUGCAAAGAACCAUUCGAAGAUACGGCGGGAGCCACAAAGCAACAAAUACCUACCUGGGAGCCACCAUUCUACAAAGACGUCUUUAGACAACAUAUCAACAACGAAGAAAGCACGUUACGACAGAACAUUAGUUUGUAUUGGGUUCGAUCUAAUCAAUCCCAUUGAUCAUAUUCUAUUGGAUCCCAGCCAUGCCACGCCGAUCGUCGCGGGCCGCUCCGGCCUCGCCGCAAGCGCCUGGGGCGGCGCCAAAGCGACGCGCCUCAACCAGGCUGUCUGCUUCGCACACCGAGAUCAAGAGGGUCAAGUCUAACGCAUCCUUGCCGGGGAAGCCCGUCAAGUCCACGACGAAGAAAAGCAAGUACUUUGAGCCUGAGAACUCCGAGGAAGAAGAGUCGCCGUCUAGCGAAUCCAAUGGAGACGAGUCGGACUCUGCUUAUGAAGAAGACAAGGCCUCCGAUGUGUCGUCCGAGCAUGACUCGGUGUUAGAAGAGCCCAGCGAUGAUGAGGAGGAGUCGAAGAAGUCUCGUCCGAAAGGGAAGGGCCAACGUAGCACCGCGACAGACGAGGAGCUUCUCAAGGGCAAAGAGCUCUGGCGUGAAGGCGUGCGAACCGGACUGGGACCCGGAAAGGAGGUGUUCAUCCCAAAGCCCAAGGCGCGAGACCCAGGCAACGUGCCAUACCAGGAUGAGGUGCUGCAUCCCAACACCAAGCUGUUCCUGCAGGAUCUGGCGAAGAACAACGAUCGCGAAUGGCUCAAAGCGCAUGACCCUGAUUAUCGCGCGGCAAAGAAGGAUUUUGAGACCUUCGUAGAGACCUUGACCCAGAAGAUCACGGUGAAGGACGGCACCAUUCCUGAGCUGCCGGUAAAAGAUCUGGUAUUCCGCAUUCAUCGCGACAUCCGCUUCAGCAAAAAUCCACUUCCGUACAAGAUUCAUUUUUCGGCUGCGUGGUCCCGGACUGGCAAGAAAGGUCCUUAUGCAGCGUACUAUGUCCAUUUCCAGCCUGGCGCUUGUUUUGUUGGCUGCGGCCUCUGGCACCCAGAGGCUGACCCAUUGAGGACACUUCGAGAGGACAUCGACGAAAAUGCAGAUCGCUGGAAGGCAGUUCUUCGGGCGCCGGCCUUGCGCCGCGAGUUUCUGAAAGGAGCGUCCGAUGACGACGAUGCGGUCGUAAAAGCAUUUGCUCAUGCCAAUAGGGAAUCAGCCCUCAAGACCAAGCCUAAGGUAUGUAUUCAUGUUCUUGCUCUUUCUUGUUUUAGUCCUUCCUUCUCCCAAGCGUGCAAUCAUCAUCACGAAAGUGCUUGAUGUUGCCACUGGCACCUGUAUUCGUAUUGGACUUCGAUGAUCUCGGUUUCUAUUCGAUGGACGAUGCCGAGGGAGGAGGCUCGGGAGGGUGCUUGGGUGGUCGCAGUGCGAUCGAGGGCUUCGUCCACCACCCGACCGGCAUCAGGGAUUGCAAUUUUUUCGGCAAUUCAUCCCAGACUGGAACGAGCAGUUCCCAGACGAAGCUAUGAUGCUUCAAUUGCAUCAGCUGGAGGUCGAGGGAACCGCUGCAGGCCCGUUGAAGAGGCGUCUGGCCAGUUUGCGCUCGACGCGUCCGAGGCUAGAUUGGCGCACAUACAGUACCAUACGGGGCUGGACGAAUCACGACCUCCCGGUCAGCCCAGCAACCAGGAACCAGCAACCAUGGUGGAUGAGCUUAGCAAAUUGAGAAUCUCUUGCUCAUUAUGGUCGCCCUCCUGACUGUUUUGCGCAGUGGCAGGAAACACGAGACCAAGCGCACGGGUACGCAACCCGUGUUUUGGUCAAUCUGGCGAUGAGCUAUGAGACUAGGGACGAAGAAUGGUCACCUAUUGCUCCGAGAGCUAUGCCCAACCAGCCCAGUCGGCAGGGAAAGCAGCCUCGGGGUUUAGGCUUCGAGCUAUAGGCGUUC
This is a messenger RNA of Penicillium brasilianum, 2074 nucleotides long. The record is from the annotation of a GenBank genome assembly. Lineage: Eukaryota; Fungi; Ascomycota; Eurotiomycetes; Eurotiales; Aspergillaceae.